GAGUCGGAAGUUUUUGACGACAAAAAUGGCUCCAAUGUUUUCUUUUUUUAUUAUAUUCCCCUCAAAUAUCAGCGGACCGUUGAUUCCGCCGCCACUGUAACCCUCUCUCUCUUUGGGUUCCUGUAACCACUCACCGGAUAGCAGGAACACUGAGUUCCAGUUGAGUUCAUCAAACUGAAUUGAGCUUGGAUUACAAUUCUGAUUCGUUUUUUCCCUCAAAACAUGAAGAAGAUGAUAGCUAUAGGCUUCGAGGGUUCGGCCAAUAAGAUUGCCGUUGGCGUUGUAACCCUAGAUGGUUCAAUCCUCUCAAACCCUAGGCACACCUAUGUUACUCCCCCGGGCCAAGGAUUCCUCCCCCGGGAAACCGCGCAGCACCACCUCCAACAUGUCCUUCCCCUCAUCAAAUCGGCCCUGAAAACCGCCCAAAUAACCCCUUCUGACAUUGACUGUAUUUGUUACACCAAAGGACCCGGCAUGGGCGCGCCGUUACAGGUCGCUGCUGUUGCUGUCCGGGUCCUUUCUCAGCUUUGGAAGAAGCCUAUUGUUGCUGUGAACCAUUGUGUCGCCCAUAUUGAAAUGGGAAGGAUUGUGACCGGAGCGGAUGACCCUGUUGUUUUGUAUGUCAGUGGUGGGAAUACGCAGGUGAUUGCUUAUAGUGAGGGGCGGUAUAGAAUUUUUGGUGAGACCAUUGAUAUUGCUGUUGGGAAUUGCUUGGACCGGUUUGCGAGGGUUCUGACUCUGUCAAAUGAUCCAAGCCCUGGGUACAACAUUGAGCAGCUUGCAAAGAAAGGAGAAAAGUUUAUAGACCUUCCUUAUGUUGUGAAAGGAAUGGAUGUUUCGUUUAGUGGGAUUCUGAGUUACAUUGAAGCCACUGCUGAGGAAAAGCUCAAGAAUGAUGAAUGCACCCCUGCAGAUUUGUGCUAUUCGCUGCAGGAAACUGUCUUUGCUAUGCUUGUGGAGAUUACUGAACGGGCAAUGGCCCAUUGCGACAAGAAAGAUGUUCUCAUUGUUGGUGGCGUGGGCUGCAAUGAACGGUUGCAAGAUAUGAUGAGAAUUAUGUGCUCCGAGAGGGGUGGGAAUUUGUUUGCAACUGAUGAAAGGUACUGUGUUGACAAUGGGGCGAUGAUCGCAUACACUGGUCUCCUCGCUUAUGCUAACGGGAUUUCGACUCCACUGGAAGAAUCAACCUUCACACAGCGGUUCAGAACUGAUGAAGUUCUGGCAGUCUGGAGAGACGAAAAGGAAUCUUCUAAUGGCCUCAGAGAGAAAAAUGUCUGAUUGUGUCCAUGCUUGGUGUAUUUGUGAGGAAUAUCCUGGACUAAUAGCUUGGUAAUUCUGUGAAGGUAUCUAGGCUCUUCACAAUCAUUUACAUUGAGGGUUUAGUAUGUUAUUUUUGUCGAAUUUACAUUAUUUACAUUAGUUGUUGGUAUCUUAUUGCAACCCCCCUUUAUUCGGGUUUUCAAACUGAUAGUAGAUGAAAAUUCAAAUGCAGUGUGUUGUUUAGUAUGA
Messenger RNA from Diospyros lotus (date-plum), 1509 nucleotides. RefSeq lists its product as uncharacterized. The coding region runs from base 223 to 1278 and encodes 351 amino acids. Gene Ontology annotation, cellular component: cytoplasm; EKC/KEOPS complex. The transcript is spliced from 4 exons. Gene Ontology annotation, biological process: tRNA threonylcarbamoyladenosine modification. The record is from RefSeq and is a predicted model, not a curated record. Lineage: Eukaryota; Viridiplantae; Streptophyta; Magnoliopsida; Ericales; Ebenaceae.